Molecule: messenger RNA, 1747 nt
Organism: Phycomyces blakesleeanus NRRL 1555(-)
Lineage: Eukaryota; Fungi; Mucoromycota; Mucoromycetes; Mucorales; Phycomycetaceae
Exons: 8
Coding region: 28-1530 (500 amino acids)
Cellular component (GO): endoplasmic reticulum
Molecular function (GO): ubiquitin binding
Source: RefSeq, a predicted model, not a curated record
CUUCUUUUUUUCUUGUAGCACAUAAUAAUGACAUCCCUUGAUGUGCUUGAUACAGAACAAAAAGAAGCGUUAAGUCAAUUCCAGGCAGUUACGCAAUCAGACAAUGUAGAAGAUGCCAUUAGUAAGCUUGAAGAAUAUAACUGGAAUCUUGAGAGGGCGGUUCAGAGCGUGUAUGAAAUUGGAAGUAGGCCAGAAGCAACACGUGAAAACCUAGAAGAGCAAGUGGCUACAGAUACAGAUACAGCACCCUUGGAAGCAACGAAUGAGAAUGAACAAAUUCCGGAAGCCACUACACGCCCUGCUCCUUCAACACCUCGACAAGCACCUAGACCAAGACAACCUAGUGCACGCACCUUCCGUUUAUUCUCUUUUCUGGUUUGGCCAUUUGGCAUAGCCUGGCAAAUCACAUGGGCUGCACUUUCCUUUGCUUCUCGCUUUCUAGGAAGAUCUUCUAUAACUACUUCUUCGUCUUCUCCUAGAAGAUCAACUUCUACGCGAAACCAGGAUCCUCAAGUGCUUGCAAAUGAGUUUCUAAGUGAAUACGAAGAAAAAUAUGGUACAACCCACCCAACUUUUUUUCAGGGUGGAUAUUCUCAGGCACUUGAAGUUGCACGACGUGAAUUAAGAUUUUUGUGGGUUAUUUUGCAAUGUGACGAUCACGAUGCAACACCUAAAUUUUGCAGUGAGAUAUUAUCAUCAGAUGAAUUAUCAACCUUUUUAAAUAACAACAAUAUUCUGGUCUGGGGUGGAAAUGUUCGCAAUACUGAAGCAAAUCGAGUAAGCAACACACUACAUGCCACAACCUACCCUUUUGCAGCCGCCAUUGCAUUACAACCACCAGUUGGACCUUCUGCUUCUGCAAUGACUGUUCUCGAAAGAUUUGAAGGGUUCAAUUCACCUGCAGAUCUUAUUGCAAAAUGGGAGGCUGUUUUGCAGCGGCAUGGGGGAGGUCUUAACCGUUUAAAAAUGGAACGUGAUCAAAGAGAUCUUGAGCGUCGUUUGAGACAAGAGCAAGAUAAAGCUUAUCAUGACAGUCUCAAAGCUGAUCAAGAAAAGGAGAGAAAAGCACGCGAGGAACGUGAAGCUGAGAAAGAAGCUGAAAAGGAAGCAGAAAGAUUGGAGCAGAUUCGGUUGGAUAAUAUUGAAAAGCGCUUAAAGUAUAUCCGCUAUCUUUCUACUAAGCUUGAAGAUGAGCCAUCAGCCGAUUAUGAGGGCAAGGUGGCUAGACUUAGCUUUCGUUUGGGGAACGGUGAUCGUGUUAUUCGAAAGUUCAAAGCCGAUCUACCUAUUGAGGCAAUUUAUGAGUUUGUCGAGGCAUAUCCUCUUUUGAAGGAGUACAAAGAGACAGGCAAGAAAGAAGAGAAUGAGACACCACCUACUGACUAUGUACACAAGUAUAAGUUUACCAUUAUUUCCCCCUACCCUCGCAAGGUCUACGAUGUCAAGAGUGACCAGACACUUAUGGAUGACAAGAGUCUUUAUCCAAGCGCAAACCUUAUUGUUGAUACUGAAGAAGAGGAAGAGGAUUGAUUAGAAUACAUUGGGUCUAUAUUUGGAUAAAAUUAACCAAUAGAACACAAACAACCUUGUAGAAAUAAACAACUGCUUCCCAGCAGCUUCUUAGUAUUAAUCUCAAUUUACUGCGUGUAUUUCAUUAUAUUGUAUUUGAAACAAGCUAGAAUAAGAUUAGUAUGAUUAUCAGAAUAAGUAAAAAUGCUCGAGAACAACCUUCAUCCUAAACCCCAAA